AUGGGUCAGCGGUUUAAUCUUCAGAGUCAAAAUAAAGACGAAACAGUUCUGCCAGUCAUUGAGAAAGCACCAGUGAUAGUGAGCACCACCUCAACUACAGUAGGUCUUCGAUGGCAUGCAUGGUCUGGAGAAGAUGACAUAGGUGAUCCUCCUCUGGUAGGAUAUGAUGUCUUUGUAGAGGAGGAUGGUGAAGUGGUAACGGAUCAGAGAGUAGAUCAACCCACAACAUCAGCCAUCGUUAGUAACCUGACACCAGACACAGAUUACAUGUUUCGUGUAGCAGCAGUGAGGGAAGGAACCGGUGGAACAGGACCUGUGUCUCCUAGUAGCGAAGCAAUAACUCGCUGUAGAAAACCCAGUGCUUCUCCAACUGGACUUCAAGUUUCAACCAUCAACCCGAAAGAGCUAGAGGUGACAUGGGAGCACCUCCCCUCAGAAUCAGCAGAAUGCAGGAGUGGAGUGACUCAUUAUAUGAUCUACUAUGCUUCUAGUGGAUCAACUUCUUCAAACUCUCUCAUGGUUCCUAAUGACACUAGCUCCUACACGAUAAGAGGUUUGGAUACCUAUCUGGACUAUACCAUUCAAAUAACUGCAUCAAAUAAAGACGAGGAGAGUGAUAGGAGCAGUGAGACUAUCGGCAAAACAGUUGAAGAAAUUGCACCUAGUCCUAUCAAUGUGGCUAUACCACAGAGUACUACAAGCUCCUUCACUGUAUCCUGGUCUACCCCUCUACCAUCUAACUUGAAUGGUAACAUCCAGAAGUAUAUUAUCCGCUACAAGCGAACUGAUCUCGUUACUGAUGGUGGCUAUAAGAUGGAGGAAGUAUCGAAUGGUGCGUUUGAAGGAGAGCAUACUGUUAUAGACCUGAUAGCAAAGACCAUCUACUCAGUUCAGGUACUGACCGUGAAUGGAGCUGGUUCUAGUAAUUGGUCAGAACCUGUGAAUGCUAAGACUAUACAGUCAGGUGGCUCUCCCAGUGCAUCAGUUGGACUGAUAAUAUGGGGUUCCAUGGCUUCCCUCAUUAAUAUCAUCCUGGUCAUUAUUCUCAUUCUCGUCAUCUUUAGAAGGAAAAAACAAAGGCGUUUAACGGCCGAACCGUCGCCACCAGACAAUGCACGUGAGAUCUCAUCUAAGCAUGAGAAUCAUGCAUUUGACAACUCCAACCAAGACCCCAAUAUUUACGAAGACCUUAAUACUGAUACCGACCCCCAUACCUAUCAAUGUCUAAAGAAACCCACCAUCAACAUACCCUAUCCAGAUAGCACAAAAUCAGAUCUGGAAGACACUUACGAAGAUAUGUGUAUAUACGUGUAG
Strongylocentrotus purpuratus (purple sea urchin) is the source of this 1314-nucleotide messenger RNA. Its product is annotated as neogenin-like. The record is from RefSeq and is a predicted model, not a curated record. Bases 1 to 1314 code for a protein of 437 amino acids. Lineage: Eukaryota; Metazoa; Echinodermata; Echinoidea; Camarodonta; Strongylocentrotidae. The transcript is spliced from 8 exons. Gene Ontology annotation, molecular function: protein binding.